AUGCCAAACGUGGCUCGUGUCACGUAUAAAACAACGAAAGAAGCAAGGGAACAUGGAGGGAAGACGGGAACCCAAUGCCAAUUGUCACGCACGAAAAACACAGUUAACCCCCCCCCUACGCCAAGUAGAUGGAGGGCAGGAGUGGUUGUGAACUUGUUCAAGAAAGGAGACAAGACUGACCCAGGAAACUACAGGGGGAUCACACUGUUCAACACAGUAGGAAAAGUGUUCUGUAAGCUGCUGAACGAUAGGAUACUGGGAGUAUUGGAGAAGGAACAUAGCAAAAGUGAGGGCCAGGCAGGUUUCCGAAAGAAGAGGGGGUGCGUAGACCACGUAUUCACGGUAGGGAGAAUCAUCAAAGGUAGAAAGAGGGCGGGAAAGCCGACGUACUGCUUCUUCCUGGACGUGAAAAAGGCAUACGACACCAUAUGGAGAAAUGGGCUGUGGAAGGACACCCCUGAGGGACUGCAACUGCAAAUUGACGCGGCGAAGAAGUUUACUGAUAGGUGGAGAUUGUCUGCCAACGUUAAGAAGAGUGCCGUCAUGGUAUGCAACGAGAACAAGGAGGAACCAGUAGAACAUAGAUGGAAGUGGGGGAUCGAGGAGAUUGCAGUAGCGGAAAAGGGCAAAGCACGAGCAGGGAAGCUGCAUCCAAUACUCGCAAACCGGCACCUCGAUACACGCAUCAAAUUGACGGUUUUGAAGAGCGUAAUCGUACCGCCGCUAGAGUACGCCGGAGACGUAUGGAAAAGAAAUAAGAAGGUAGUGAAAGAACUCGAGGCGGCGCAGAUGAAAGCAGCGAAAACCAUCCUAGGAUGCUCCAGGCGCACAAGUAACGCAGCCGUCAGGGCAGAAUUGGGGAUCCAAUCCCUACGGUCGGGAAGAGACGCGAGGAAGCUGACCUGGCAGUAUCGCAUGUGCGGGAUGGGAGAGGAGAGGUUGCCGAGAAUUGUAUGGGAGGCGAAGUGGGCAAACAAAAAGAGGGGUAGACAACCCACGGAAUGGGUCAAGGUUGUAGAGGACGUAUGGAAGGGGCUCGACAUCGACGAAGAUGAAACGCUGGAAACGGAGGGUCUACAGGGGUUCAACGAGAAGAUAUCUGUUGCAUGUGCCGAAGAACAGAAUCUAAGGAAAGGAUCCAAGGACAAGGAGGGCCUAGAAGUGUACGAAAUGUUGAAGAAAGGAAUAGGGUUCAAGGACUACCUAUAUGGACCAAUGGAUGCAGAGACAAAGCCCAAGGUCAAAUUCAGGACCACGGACAUAGGCCUUCGAGAACGUCGACGAAGACAUAGGACAGUAGACGACGAAGACGACGAGUUCAAAGGUGAUCGCGACUUCGAAUGCGAAGACCGUGUUCAUGUAGUCGCGGAAUGUCCGUUGUACAAGAAGGAGAGGGAAGUGUACGUGACUGAGCUGGGAAAUACAGAUGGGACGUACAGGGAGAUGUUUGAGGCAUGGAAUAGAGAGGAAAGGACGGUAGCUGUACUGGGGUAUAGGAGGUGGGUUGGAAAGGCGGGAAGGGAUAUCGUUAGGAUAGACAGACUAGGGAAGACACUGUGA
Ectocarpus sp. CCAP 1310/34 is the source of this 1560-nucleotide messenger RNA. The record is from the annotation of a GenBank genome assembly. NCBI's taxonomy places the organism in Eukaryota, Phaeophyceae, Ectocarpales, Ectocarpaceae.